AUGGAUCAUGCACAAAAAGCGGCAAGUCUUGCCUGUCCUAACUCCUUGACCGCCCCAUACGGCAUUCAGAAUGGAAAGGCAACAGGCAAAAUAAUUCGCCAGAAUCGAUCUUUUCAAAGACACGAUAGCAGUAGAGGCAGAGAUGCUCGUCCGAUAGCAAUAAGUGCAUCCGGCAUCCACAGCGGUGAUCACGGUAUCUUCGUGACCUGUGACAAGGGCCAAGAGAGGAAAUGCCUGCAAGAAAUCUCUGACAUACUCGGCGAGUAUAUCGAAUCCACUUCUCAACCAGCUCAAGAACCAGACUUGGGCAUUUGUGAUGCAAAUGUCGAUAUAGAAACUGCCAUUUUCGCGGAGCUGGAGUCGUUACGAUCCAUGUCAUCAACCACAGGCUCACAAAGUCCGAAAUUGUCUUUCAUCACGCUUGACAUACCCUGUGUAUCGUUCAUCAGGUUCCCCACCAGCACUAACAGCGAGAGAACGCUGGAUCCCGUCGAGAUCGUACGACAUAUAUGCGAAGAAGCCUCAAGGAAAGAUUCGACAGGGCCCCGAAGCCGCUAUGUUAGACGAUUGACCCCCGUGAGCCUUGUGAGAAAGACUUUGAACAAUGGGCUUGAAAGCUUGUGUGAUGAAGUGCUUCCACCAGAAUUUCGGAUUGACGUCGUCGGUGAAGGUCCCUCCUCCGGUUGCAAAUUCGCGAUUCGGCCAACGAUAAGAAACAACGAGAAAUUCAACAGAGACGAUGUGAUACGAAUGGUGGCUGAUAGAAUUGCCGCAUUGGGGAACGGGAAACAUAGCGUUGACCUGAAAGGUUAUGAUAAACUUGUACUCAUCGACGUAUACAGAAACAUCGUCGGUAUGAGUGUGGUUGGGAACGAGUUUGAAAGACUCAGACGUUUCAAUUUGGCUGAGCUUCAUGCCACUCAUCUUGGAGAGGCAGACUUGGGGACCAAGGGGGAGCAGCUCAAGGCAGGGGGAGCUCCAGCAAACUCACAGACCCAGAGUACCGAGCCAACAGGCGAUAGGCGAAAGCCAUGA
Molecule: messenger RNA, 1035 nt
Organism: Exophiala spinifera
Lineage: Eukaryota; Fungi; Ascomycota; Eurotiomycetes; Chaetothyriales; Herpotrichiellaceae
Exons: 3
Coding region: 1-1035 (344 amino acids)
Biological process (GO): tRNA modification
Molecular function (GO): RNA binding
Source: RefSeq, a predicted model, not a curated record